AUGGCUCACAGUUAUGCUUUCAAUUACAUUGUUUCUACAGUAAGCAAAGCCUUCGAUCCGCAGAACGAUCCGAGAGUCUCCGCAAUCGUCGAGGAAUACCGUCGAACCGUGGAUGACCACAACAAAUCACCAACUUGGGCUCUCCACGUAAAGCGACGGCAAGCUUUCGCCAAACUUCAGCGACUCCACAACGAAGUGAAGACUCGAAUCAAGGCAGAAAUCAUCGAGCACGAGGACUCUUCAUUGUUCUUUGACGACGACCUUGACAAGCAGAAGAUCUACUGGGCAGUCAUGCAAAGUCAUGGUGAGCUUGAUCCAGUCAAUAACUCUGAUAGCAAGCAAGCUAAUUCAAUGGAUCUUAGGAUCAUACACGACAGCCUACCGCAGCCCGAAGUCAAACGCAAAACUCCGAGCCUCCGGUUGGGCACAGUCAAGGACAACUAUCGAUUCUGUAAUCAUCCAGGUUGUGACUGGAAGACCGAACUCUACAUUGGGUCCACUUACAUCCUCCAAAACCAUAUGAUAACGGACCAUGGGAAGAGACUCUUUCCUUGCAGAAAGGGAUGUCCCGAAGCCUUCAGGACAGGUCCAAGUCGGCAACUUCAUGAAAUCUCUAAGCACGGUAACUCUGCAGCCUGUCAACCCUCCGAGUCGGAAACGAAUGAACAAGCUGAGCUUGAUCCAGAAGAAGACCUAACAAAGAUUGGCGGACACAAUUCGACGGACGUUGAUAUGAAGGAUAUCAGUGAAGCAGUUUCCAAUGACAAUGAUGGCCUCAACAAGGAAUGCUACCAAGAAAUCAACAUAGAGAAUGCGCUUGAUGUUGGAUAUAAACCAGCAGCAAACCUUGGAGAAGAUGCCACAGCGGUCGACCCUAUUCAUUCUACCGCUGCAACAACGGAAGAUGCCGUCGGAAUAAAAAAACUAUCUACCACUUCUGAUGGCUCUUUCCACUACUGCACUCACCCAGGGUGCCCCUGGAAGAUCAGAGUCCAUAAAAACGCCUAUAGCACUAUCCGAAAGCACAUCCGGACCAAGCACCUUGGAAUUCGCUACUCAUGCCAAGCACCUGGAUGCGACAUAAGCUACAUAUCAAAUUCUGAUCGCCGAAGGCACGAACUCGAGAAGCACGGUAUUGUCGCAGCCAAGCCCGAACAGUCAACUAUCCUUGUCCAACGCCGGGAUGUCAGCUCACUUUCAUCUCUCCAUCUCACCGCGAUGAGCAUGCACGCUGUGUGCAUCGUGAGGGUAGAGUAG
Endocarpon pusillum Z07020 is the source of this 1257-nucleotide messenger RNA. RefSeq lists its product as uncharacterized. NCBI's taxonomy places the organism in Eukaryota, Fungi, Ascomycota, Eurotiomycetes, Verrucariales, Verrucariaceae. The transcript has a single exon. Bases 1 to 1257 code for a protein of 418 amino acids. The record is from RefSeq and is a predicted model, not a curated record.